UUGAAAAUUCAACAUGAUCGAAAUCUGUGGUCAGCAUUUGAUGGCUAAAUCAAAGCAAACUUUUACUGAGCAGCCCUGACUGUAAGCUCAGUUAGUCAGAGGACUUCAGGUUACUUCAGAUUGAUAUCAAAACUGUAGUAAAAUAAAAUAAAAAUACCGCCGGUGUUUGCUACAAUUUAUAUAUUUAUGUUAUGAAUUAACGAUUGUUCAAAAAGUAACAAUAUUAAUAAUGAGUCUUGAAUUUAUUAAUAGUAUUCACUAUGAGAGAGCUAAGUCGAUAAACUCACUGGGAUGCUGUUUACUUUGUUCUUUGAGGUUAAGCGGUAUUCCAAAAAAUGACAAUUUCCAAAAUCUCAUAACCAAUACUGAUACGAUAAAAAACAUUUUUGAAAACUCUGAAUCUGAGGAAACGCUGGAAACGCCAAAAAUAUGUAUUAUCUGCUUAGGAAUACUCCAGAGUAAAGUUCAAAAUGCAUCAUUAGAACAGAUUUCUGAAGCAAUACGAUUGAAUGGAUAUGACUCGCAAACGUUCACAUGUGGACUUAAUCUACCCAUAUCCAUAGUAAUAAGAGAAAAAUCACUUUUAAUGUAUUUGGCACAAAAAUCAAUAUUAUCAAAUAGCCCAUUGGAUGAUACAGAUUCAAAAAGCUAUAGUGUUAAGGAAAUAUGGAAAAUGCAAAUGUUACCAAAAAUUGAAACUAUGACUUCAAAGCAGCUGACGACUUGUUCACUCAUGUCUUCUCCUUUCACUGUUAAUAUUUCGUAUACUUAUUUAAAUGAUGAAAUUGAUUGCGAAAAAUUAGUAAAAAAAUACAAUGUUAAUUCGUUGAAAAUGAAAAAUAGAAAACUAAAAGACUGUGGUUUUAGUAAAAGUACCGUCGAAAAAAUUUUGAGCAAUAUUACAGAUGAAAUAUUUAUGGACUGUUAUUCUGUUCCACCUUCAAAACCGUCGGUUCCCGCGGUGAUUGACCAAAUAAAUUGCACUCGUGAAAGCCUUUUCAUUGGAGGACGAUAUAUUAAAUUGUCUCGGAAACUUAGUCAAACUCCAUGGUUCGUAAAUGGAGAAAAAAAAAUGGAAACAUCUGUACAAGAUUUACUUUGUGAUCUCAUAGUAAAGUACACCAAAGCUGAAUCUUGUAAAUUUCUUUCGUCUGGUCGGGAAGAUAUUGAUGUGCGAACAAUAAAUACAGGAAGGCCGUUCGCAAUUGAACUGAUAAAUCCGAAAAUCACUAAGUUUUCACCUGAAAAGUUUAUAGACUUAGUUGAAAAGAUAAAUAGCUCAUCGAAACUUGCAAAAAUUACAUCUAAUUUGAGAAUACUAUCGCCAUUGGACUUGAAAAGACUCAAAGAAGGUGAAAAUGUAAAAAAAAAGUUUUAUAGGUCAUUAUGUAUUAUCAAAAAUUAUUCGGAAAAUCCAUUAAAAUUCGACGAUAUUAAUUUAAUAAAAAAUUUAAAAAUAACUCAAAAAACACCAAUUCGAGUCCUACAUAGACGACCAUUGGCAUCACGUAUUCGGAUUGUUCAUGAAAUGCGGGCCCGAUAUCUAUCACCAACGGAAAUAAAUGAAAUUAAAAAAAGACUUCCGACUUUAGAUUCACAUAAUUUGUGUAUGGGACAAUUGUUUAUCAUUGAUAUAAAAACACAAGCAGGAACUUACAUCAAAGAGUUUGUACAUGGGGAUUUUGGAAGAACAAAACCCAAUCUCUGUGAUCUUCUCGGUGUUGAAAUCGAUAUCGUCGCUCUCGAUGUCACUGGUAUCAACAUCGAUUGGCCUUAAACUAUAAUUCAUUAUUGGAUUAUAUAUAUAUAUAUUUUUUUAUUAUUUGUUACAAUAAUAAAUUCAUUAUAGCAAAAA
This is a messenger RNA of Microplitis mediator, 1855 nucleotides long. It is a transcript of the gene Pus10, whose product is annotated as tRNA pseudouridine synthase Pus10. Gene Ontology annotation, biological process: tRNA pseudouridine synthesis. Gene Ontology annotation, molecular function: RNA binding; pseudouridine synthase activity. The record is from RefSeq and is a predicted model, not a curated record. The transcript is spliced from 7 exons. Bases 230 to 1777 code for a protein of 515 amino acids. NCBI's taxonomy places the organism in Eukaryota, Metazoa, Arthropoda, Insecta, Hymenoptera, Braconidae.